Molecule: messenger RNA, 1014 nt
Organism: Notechis scutatus (mainland tiger snake)
Lineage: Eukaryota; Metazoa; Chordata; Lepidosauria; Squamata; Elapidae
Source: RefSeq, a predicted model, not a curated record
UUUUCUCCUAAAACUAGUUGCCAGAUUACCUUUGAGAUGGACCCCCAGACGUUUCUUCUUUCCCAAGUCCCAGCAGAGGAAGCAAUUUCUUGGGCGCCAGUGAAUCUACUGGAUGGCUGGUAUAGAAGAAGAUCUGCUUGGUCAACAUCCAUGAAAGAUCCAGAAGCCCAUCGCUUUGGGAAAGAGGAACCGGAGGGCAAGGUGGAUGUGAAUGCCCUGCUCAAAGACAUUGAGGAGUACAACAGGCAGAGGUUUCGUUCGGACACUCUUCCUUUGGGAAAGCGUCCCUGGCAGACUCUGUUCCAGCUGGGAGAGGCCGCUCAGAGGUGGCUAAGACCACAGGACCGCACCAAAGGACAGAUUGUGGACGUGGUCAUCUUAGAGCAGUUCCUGCAUGUGCUUCCUCUGGAAAUGCAGGCUUGGGUGAGAUCCAGGAAGCCAAGUACCAGCCAGGAGGCAGCUCAGCUGGCUGAAGUUUACCUGGAGCAACAGGUAUCCUUGCUAAUAAGAAAGGAAACCCCUGAUUCAUGGGAUGUGCUCUUUGAUCCCGAAAUUUCUGAACCAAUGGAGGUCAAAUCUAGAAGACAGCAAGGGUUAUUCCUGGAGCUGAUACAAGCUUCUAAGGCUGACGAGAAAAUGCCCAGCAGAAGCUCCCAAGUAGGUUCUACUGUAUCAAAAAGAAACUACCCCUGUUCUGAAUGUGGGAGAAGUUUUGAUCGCCGUUCCAACUUAAUUAAACAUCAGAGGAUCCACACGGGAGAAAAGCCAUACUCCUGCACUGAAUGCGGAAAAUGCUUUGACCAGCAGUCCAAUUUAAACGUCCAUCUGAGAGUUCAUACUGGAGAAAAACCAUAUGGCUGCACUGAUUGUGGCAAAAGGUUUAGUAUCAAGUCACAUUUACAUGGACACUAUAGGAUACACACAGGGGAGAAGCCAUUUGAAUGUGAAGACUGUGGGAAGAGCUUCCGUGUGAAAUCUUCCCUAAAUAAGCACCAGCGAACCCAUACAGGAGCU